AUGUGUAUGGCUCUGCAGAGUCACAAGCCGGAGCGCGUGCUCGUACUGUCCUCACGCACGGAGCUCGAGAGGCUGCCUGCCGCGCGAGGCUACACGCUGCAGCAGCACAGCACGACUCGUGAGCGGACCGCGAGCAGCAGAGCGCAGCCUCAGUGGAGAACGAGUAGCGGCUUGGUGAUACAUGGCACAGAGCAGCAUCACGGAAUGAGCAGUGUCAGCAGGAAGUGGAACAUCCUGAAGUGGAGUUACAGUGUUUUGAGGGCCAAAUGCCAGAAGAGUGGCAUGCAAACACUGAGGAGGGAUGCACCGCUCAUGACUUGCCGGGCUGUGGGUGAGUGUACUCUUGUGACCAGACUGAAGCUGGGGAAGCUAAAGGUGGUGCGGCGGCAGCUGCUGCAGAGGUAUGAACACCAGCCGUUUGUCUCCUGCCUAGCCGGCCUCUAUGGUUGCCAAUGGAGGCGGUACCAGAGAGCCCGUGCCCAGCCAGGAGAGUGCUGCUGCAGCAAGGUGGAAUGUGGCAGUUUUGGCCUCCUGAUCCUCACUUUCUUCCUGAGUUUUCUAUUUCUCUACUUCUGGAGUGAGGCUCAGAACGACUACAUUGACUUUGACUGGUUUAACUUUGGGACUCUGGGCUUCUGGUUCCCCUGGUCUCUGGUGCUGCUGGUGGUUGCUGCUGCUCUCUUCACAUACAUCGCCCUUCUGUUGGUGCUGGCCGUGUGUCUGCUCUCUGAGGGACAGAGGCUUUACCUUCACUGGAGCCACAAGACUGGCAUUGUUGUGGCGUUGGCCUUCUCUGUCACAGCCACCGCCAUCUUGUCUGACCUGUGGAGCAAAGAAUGGAAGACUCUCCUUCUUUCGCUGCAGGUGACGGCGCCUUUCCUCCACGUGGCCGCCGUCUCGCUAAUGGUCGUACUCUCCUGGCCUAUAGCAUUGCACUUCUUCCGCAUGAGCAAGAGAGUGCGUCAGGUGGCCAUCCUGGGUCUCUACCUAUCCAUGCUCUCCUCCCUCUACCUGGUCCCUCUCGGGAUGUACUCGCCCUGCAUUUUAGAGGAAGGAAGGCUGGGUCCCGCCCCCACACUCAUCGGACACAGAGGAGCUCCGAUGCUUGCUCCAGAGAAUACUGUGAUGUCGUUUGAGAGAGCAGUGGAAGCUGGAGGGGAAGGACUAGAGACGGACAUCACCAUCAGUUAUGAUGGGGUUCCCUUCCUGAUGCACGACUCCACCCUAAGGAGAACCACCAAUGUCGGCGAGGUUUUCCCAAAUCGAACACACGUCGACGCCUCCAUGUUCACUUGGGCUGAGCUGCAGCUGCUGAAUGCUGGCGACUGGUUCUUAUCGAGGGAUCCCUUUGGGACGGUGUCGACCCUGUCCGAGGCGGAGUGCUCAAUGGCCCAGAACCAGUCUGUUCCCUCACUGGCUCAGUUUCUGAAGUUGGCGGCCUUUAGUGAUAAAUUUGUGCUGUUUGACCUGCACAGGCCACCGUAUGGACAUCCCUACUAUGAGUCAUACAUUAACACCACUCUGCAGGUGGUUCAGGCCCACAUCAACUCCUCACAGGUGCUGUGGCUGCCAUCUGAAGACCGGGAGCUGGUCCAGGCUGUGGACCCGGAGCUGCAGCAGACUUCUGGAGAAAGGGCGUCUCUUCAGGAGCUGACAGACAGCCACAUCACCAGACUGAACCUGCACUACAGCACCAUGUCACAGCAACAAUUCAGCAAGUACCAGUCGGUAAACAUCAGCACCAACCUGUAUGUGAUCAGCCAGCCGUGGCUCUACACGCUGGCCUGGUGUGCCGGAGCUCAGUCUGUAACCACCAACGCCGUGCACAUCCUGUCCAACGUCAACAAGCCGCUCUUCCUCAUGACUCCAGAGGAAUAUAGCUUGAUGUGGAUUUUGACAGAUGCUGUGUCGGCCUUCCUCAUCAUUGCAGUUUUCAUAUUCCACUGGUGGAGAGAGAGAGGCCUGCCCUUCUGGUCCGGGAGCCGUCAGACUCACGAGAACGGACCAUACAGCAAGUUCAGGACGGAGCUGAGUGACGUGUGGUCCAUUUCCAGCGCCAACAUCCGGACUGACCUACGGAGCAUGCCUGGUUCAACCAGCAACCCUCACCUGCCCACCAUCACAGAGGAGUGACUGGGGGGGGGGGGUGCAGGACGGAUAGAAAAUGAGCAGAGAGAGAGAGAAUGAUAAAUGGAGAAAGAGUGUUGAAAACUUGGUUUGAAAUUUGAAGUUUUUGUUGAGAACAAUAUUGUCAUAAAAUAAGCAACAAGUUCGAUUCAAUAGGAGUUUAAAUCUAUGACAGACUCAUUUCAAGCUCAGAGAAAUGUGCAAAUAACCAAAACGUCUCUGUCUUUGACAGAAAGGUUGGGUGUUCAUGGAGUUAAGAAGCUAAAUUGAUCAAAUGUGUUUAGAUGAAGUGUAUAGAUUACAGAGGCUUCAAAAAAUGACAUUCAUAUUUAUUUUUAUCAGCUGACACUUUUAUCUAAAAGAACUUCAUAGGUAGAACACAGGCAGCAGCCGUUCAGUGAUUAUUGAACAAUUGUAAUAGAGCAACAAGUGCAUGUCUCUCUGUCUGUGGGAGGAACUGAACUGCAGAAACAUCUCAUUCGCUGAUCUUCAAACCGAGACGGAGCGCAGAGCCUCUGAGAGGCCAUUUUCAUACUAUAUACUAUAGUCUUAUAGACGCAUUUGGAAGAAAGAGGCUGGCAUGCUUGUGAACAUUUUAGUCAUUUAACACCACCAGCUGUGCUCAACCACGCAAGAACACCAAACCUCCCAAAAGAACCGAGAAACCACUGAACCUACCCUGCUGUAGUAACUCCGCCUCGUGCUUCUAGCUGAUCUAGAGAAAUGCUCGUCCAAUGAAGAGCGGCAGAGAAGCCAGGGAGACGACGAUGAUGGAAUGGACCAGGAGCUACAGUUUUUAUUUUUGAAUUCAGCUGUACAGAUAUCAGGUGCAUUGGACCUAACCGUUAACCAUGUGUUAUGUGUGACUCCCUGUGUGUCUUUGACUUGUUGGCUGCGGUGUCUGAACUGUACACUGAGGGAGUGAAUGUUUACCAAAGGGCUUGAGAAGGCGUUGUGCAGUACUAUUUAAGUUUUGUACUAGUGAAUGUAUUAUCAAGUAGGGCCACGUUUCUU
Molecule: messenger RNA, 3141 nt
Organism: Pungitius pungitius (ninespine stickleback)
Lineage: Eukaryota; Metazoa; Chordata; Actinopteri; Perciformes; Gasterosteidae
Product: glycerophosphodiester phosphodiesterase domain-containing protein 5
Exons: 19
Coding region: 1-2133 (710 amino acids)
Biological process (GO): lipid metabolic process
Cellular component (GO): membrane
Molecular function (GO): glycerophosphodiester phosphodiesterase activity
Source: RefSeq, a predicted model, not a curated record